AUUGUGAGGGUGUAGGUUGGGAGCAAGACCAGUAUCUCCUCAGGAUAUUUGUUCAUAUCUAAAUGACCGGUGUAGGUCGUAUAGGAGAAACUAUGAAGAUGUGAUGGUUGUAGCUCAAGGCUGUUUGCUCUUGGAUGUGGUUGUCACUGUUGGUUUUACUUGCUAUCAGCAAAGAUGAGGUUAUGAUUAACUGUUUAAGCAAAUAAGAUUGUCAUUUGAGACUUUGUCCACAGGCCUUUGCGUGCAGAUCGUGGUUGAGCUUCACAAAAAUGUGGAAUAAGAUCUAGAAAAGUUUAUUUUGUAGUGCAAUUUCAUCACAGAAGCAGGACUUGGACAAAGGUGUGAAUUCUGAGUCAGUUGGAAUUGAUAUUUGUACCCAAACCACCUACAUCAGAGAAAGAUGAACUCCAGAGAAAGAUUGAACUUUGGACUUAAAAUGACCAAUCGAAACCCUUUAAAGUGAGGAUGAUGGUGCUUUUGUUGACAUACUGACAUCAUUGGUUGACUAGCCAAUGGUAAAAUGACUGAAAUCUUGGAAAUGGCACAAAUUUGGCGACCUUGGACCAUGUAUUGCUCAAUAACCCAGCCUACAUAAAAGUUAAAAAUAAAGAAAUGACAACAGUGAGCUUGGCAAGCUGAGAGUUAGAUUAAUUCCACAGUGACUAAAGCUGUAUUUUCCCUCUAUUUUUUUUGUUCUUCUUUUGUUUUUCAUGCCUGAAGGGUUCCCAUGACAGGAACACACAUGUAAGUACAGUAAGCCACAACCUGGCAACCCUGGCAUGGAGAUCCAAGACCUGCAUUUUUUGAAGGAAUACUUCAUUCAGCUGUAAUAAAGUCUAGCGUCCAGUCAAUCAGUGAGCUAUAUUUCCUGAGGAUGCAGCGGGCAGAGGAGAAGAUGGAGCGCUUAGAGAACAGGAUGAAGCGGAGGCUGCGCGUUUGCGUGGCCACCUGCAACCGAGCGGAUUACUCCAAACUUGCCCCCAUCAUGUUCGGCCUGAAGGCCCAGCCGGAGCUGUUUGAGCUGGAGGUGGUGGUGCUCGGCUCCCACCUCAUUGACGACUACGGGAACACCUUCCGUAUGAUCGAGCAGGACGAGUUUGACAUCGGCUCCAAGCUGCACACCAUCGUCCGCGGGGAGGACGAGGCCGCCAUGGUGGAGUCCGUCGGCCUGGCGCUGGUCAAACUUCCGGAUGUCCUGCAGCGCCUGGCGCCGGACGUCCUGGUUGUCCACGGUGACCGUUUCGACGCGCUGGCCCUCGCCACCGCAGCGGCGCUCAUGAACAUCCGCAUCCUGCAUUUGGAGGGCGGCGAGGUGAGCGGCACCAUCGAUGACUCCAUCCGCCACGCCAUCUCCAAACUGGCCCACUACCACGCCGUCUGCACGCGCUCCGCCGAGAGCCACCUCAUCGCCAUGUGCGAAGACCACAGCCGCAUCCUAUUGGCCGGCUGCCCGUCCUACGACAAGCUGCUCUCUGCCCACCAGAGGGACGACUACACUGAUAUCAUCAAAGCCUGGCUUGGUGAUGAUGUGAAGGAACAGGACUACAUUGUGGCUCUGCAGCAUCCGGUCACAACUGACAUCAAAAACUCUAUAAAAAUCUAUGAGCUGAUGCUGGACGCUCUCAUCUCCUUCAACAAAAGAACACUCAUCCUCUUCCCCAACAUAGACGCUGGCAGUAAAGAAAUGGUGCGCGUGAUGAGGAAAAAGGGCAUCGAGCAGCACCCGAAUUUCCGUGCGGUGAAACACGUGCCGUUUGAUCAGUUUAUCCAGCUGGUGGCUCACGCUGGCUGCAUGGUGGGCAACAGCAGCUGUGGGGUCCGUGAAGCCGGAGCCUUUGGAACACCCGUCAUCAACCUGGGAACACGGCAGACUGGCAGAGAGACGGGAGAGAACGUGCUUCAUGUGCGAGACGCUGACACUCAGAAUAAAAUCUACCACGCCCUGGAGCUGCAGUUUGGCAAGCGCUAUCCCUGCUCUAAGAUCUACGGUGAUGGUAACGCGGUUCAACGUAUCCUGAAGUUCCUGCAGUCCAUCGACUUGACGGAGCCGCUGCAGAAGAAGUUCUGCUUCCCGGCCGUGCGAGAGAACAUCUCUCAGGACAUCGACCACAUCCUGGAAACUCAGAGCGCGCUGGCCGUCGACCUGGGUGGAACCAACCUGCGAGUGGCCAUCGUUAGCAUGAAGGGUAAAGUAAUGAGGAAGUACACGCAGCCGAACCCAAAGACAUAUGAAGAGCGGAUCGAGCUCAUACUGACCAUGUGCAAACAGGCCAUCGCCGAAGCUGUUCAUCUCAACUGCAGGAUCCUGGGAGUUGGAGUGAGUACGGGUGGUAGGGUGAAUCCUCAGGAGGGGAUAGUAUUAGACAGCACUAAGCUGAUAAAGGAGUGGAGUUCUAUAGACCUGCGCGCUCCGGUCUCUCGCGACCUGCACCUGCCCGUCUGGGUCGACAACGACGGAAACUGCGCCGCGCUCGCCGAGAAGAAGUUCGGCCACGGGAACGGCGUGGAAAACUUCGUCACUGUCAUCACGGGCACGGGGAUUGGAGGCGGUAUAAUCCAGCAUGGAGAGCUGAUCCACGGCAGUACGUUCUGUGCCGCUGAGCUGGGGCACAUCAUGGUGUCUCUGGAGGGCCCGGAGUGUUCGUGUGGCAGCCACGGCUGUAUAGAGGCCUUUUCUUCUGGACUAGCGCUGCAGAGAGAGGCCAAGAGGCUGCACGACGAGGACCUUCUGCUGGUGGAGGGGAUGAGUGUUAAUAAUAAGGAGCAGGUGAACGCCGUCCAUCUCAUCAACGCUGCACGACUCGGCAACCGCAAAGCAGAGGGAGUUCUCCGCACAGCUGGCACGGCUCUUGGAGUUGGUAUUGUGAAUAUCCUCCACACGGUGAAUCCGUCUCUGGUCAUCCUGUCCGGCGUUCUCGCUCAGCACUACGUGACUCCAGUCCAGGAGGUCAUCAGCCAGCGCGCUCUCUCUUCCACCAGGGACAUCAAGGUUGUGACUUCUGACCUCGAGGAGCCGGCCCUGCUGGGGGCCGCCAGCAUGGUGCUGGACUACGCCACCCGCCGCACCUAUUGAUCCACGCAGCCAAUCGGACAGUUUGCUCUGAAACAUGCAGACCGCUCACACUGAGACUUGGAGCCACGUGGCUGACAGAGGGCCAAUCAAACACUUUGUUUUACUUCUUGAACCUGAAGAUUUUCUGGAGCAUGUUUUCCUUUUUUUUUUCUCCUUCUUUAAAUCUCCUCUUUGUAAUCAGGCCUUACCUGCUUUUGUACAGUAUUUGGGAUCAAGAUUUCUGAGUAAGAGAGUCUUAUAUUGUUCAGUUUAAAGGAGUCGUUCUCCCAAAACUGCUACCAUGACUGCCAGCCAGUGAAAGCUGCUGGUGACCAGUUAGCACAUCGUUGUUGUUGCGACGUAGCUCCUACCUCCAAAAUGGUAACUUUACAGAAGGAAAACAUCUUUGGUCAUGAAGGUGUUGAUGCAACGUAUUGGGCAGCUGGAGUUUUUCAAUACUGUAAAAAAUAAAAACAACAACAAAAUGGAGACGGAAAGUUUUGUUCCAGCAGCAAUGAUAUGCUAAGAGAUCCGUACUGGAUUUAUCCAGUGUUUUGGACUGACUAAGACAGACUAGUAUGGGUAGCGUAUGGUUUUUUAUGCAUAUAAUCGCUGUUAGAACAUAACUGUAUCUCCUUUUUUUUAUUUAUUGAUCUUUUAAUCUUUUCUUGAUUACUGUACAGGUACCGACACGCUUCCAUCAAAGCGUUCGCUUUUGUUUUUUUGUACGUCAUUUUUAUGCACCAAGUCGCCCAGCAAUACGGCGAUGCAGUUUACUGUUAGAAAGUUUGAAAAUUGUUUGCGGGAAUUGAAAUUUGAUUCCUGCAGACCACUUUAUGAGCAGUUAUUCACAGCAGUAACAGUCAUCUCAUUUGCAACACAAGCACCAAAUGAGCAAACACUAGCAAAUCUGUAGAUCCUCACAGUCAAAGCCUUGCCGCUCUCCACAGAGACACCAUCGUCCAAAACGUGGUCUUGAUAACACAGCAAGAGUCAGAGAUCAGUUUAGAGAUCAACAUCUCAGGCCAAAAUAAACUCCUACAUUCUAGCCUCUGUUACUCAACCUGAGAGUGUUACCUUUCCAGUGAGACCAAGAUCACGACUGUAGCCUAAAGUCUGUGGGAACAGCGCACCCUUUUACUUUGGGUUUGCCAUUUCAGGCAAAAAUGGGGUGACAGUUAAAAGGUUAGAAAAACAGCAGCUGUUCUGUACUAAAAUGGCUUAACGUUAGCCUAGCGAUCAGGCUACAGACCCAAACAGUGCCGCACACCGCAGUACAGGCUUGAUUCUGACAAUUGGAGCUCUGGUUGAUACAAAUAAAAUUAUAAUGUUGAAGAGAGCAAAAGUAGAGUGACAGUAAGCCGAAAUCGAACCUGUUCUGUGGUGUUUAGCUUAGUUAGCAGCCCACAUGUGCCACACCACAGCUAACUGAUGCUAAAAUAACACCCGUUUAGAGGAGAGCGCAAAGUUGAGUGACUGAAUUUGAGCUCCACAUCACCAAUAAGUGAGCCCUAUAAAGUAUUAAGGGUUGGACUGUGUUUUUAUCCAUUCAAAUAGGAAUUUGAAUGUCAUACUUUUAAAAUACCGUCAUCAUUUUUAUAUAUUAUCGUUUUUACAUACCGUGGUCUGACAUGUCACACCGCCCAACCCUAUUCUGGAGGUUUUGUUCCAACAGUGACGACGUGCUAACUGACCAUUACUGGAUUUCAUUCAUUUUUGCCAGUGUUCAAGGCUUUUAGGUCAAGAGCAAAAGAUGUCUUACUGUUAAUUAGAUUAUAGGAGUAUUUCGCCUGGAUCUGCUAAUGUUCUGCUGGUGGUGACGACUUAACUUCCUUGCACCUUUUCUAUUCAGAGGAGUGAAAAUCCCUUUGUCUUUUUGCAUCAUGUAAUUGAGCCCACCCACCCACUAUAGUGAAAUGAAAACAAAUCAUGUUGUGUGUUGAUAAUCCGACCAGAACCUGCACUACUAGCACGAUACUCCUUUAAAGGAAUGUUCUAAAGUUUUUCGACCUCCACCGCCUGCAUCUCUAUUGUACCGCAGAUUACCAACAACAGUAUGGGCAUGUUUUUCAGUUCAGAGUAGUGGUCUGCACUCCCAAUAUCUUAUGGCGCGGGACUAAUUUUCAGUGUGGAGCGGGCGGGAAACCAGCCCACUGCAGGCGGGAGCAGGCCGAAGCACACAUGAAGAGAAAUCCGCAAAUUAAUGAAGCUUAUAUAAAAUAGAACGAUCACUAAAUCGUAUAUACGAAUGUAAAAUGAUAACAGUAAAACAAUUAAAAUGAAUGAAGUCAUUCUAAAGAGUUGCGAAGCAACAGAUCACGUGAGCAGCACACACAUUCUCGUAGCUUAGACAUGAUUCAUGCCACGCAAAAGCAGUAUGUGUGAGUGAUGUGGAAAGUCUUACUUUUCAUUUUGGUGUCCAUGUUCACAAGUGGUCAGUGCUUUCUCACAGGCUGAGUCCCAGACGCUGCACUGAAGCGCCACAGUGUUUAGAGAAUAGACCCGGUGCUGAUUUUAUUCACUCAGCAAAAUAGACUGAAAUAAGCCAUGAAAAUCAAUGAAAAUUAAACAAAAGACCGUGUACAAACUUAAAAACGCUAUUUUUAAAUUCAGUUUAAGUAAUGACGAAAUACUAGUGAAGCAUUCUGUGCUGCAGACGGAUUUCCCGGUUGGUCUACUACGCUUGAAACUUUUGCCUAAUCACAAGCCAGAAUGCUGUCGAGGAUAAACAAAUAUAUCGUGCACUUCUAUAAAUGAUAUUUUUGUUGAGCAGAGUGACGGAUGUGACCAUUUAUUCGUCUGGAAACAGGACUGUCUGUAUAAGUUUCUCGCUGCUCCGCCCCACAGCUCAAACACUGUGUGUAUAAAAGGCCAGUGUGUUUGAGCUGUAGCCCUUGCACUGCUGCAUCACUCCUGCCAUGCAGGGGCAGCAUGUGUGAAUCAGGUAUUAGAGGGACGGUGGAGCCUUCAGUCUGACGCCCGCAGCUGCCCAGCAAAACACCAAAAAUAACCGCUCUCUGGUGUAAUUCCUGCUCUGUGUUUACUGGGAGUAAAUGCCAUUUGGUGAAGUUACUUCGCAGUGAGCCUGAUGACCAUGACUGCCGUGUUUGUGAUUAGACUGUGUCAGAUAUUGGAUGUCAGUUCGCCUUGACGGAUCUGCCCGAGCAGGAGCAGGACAAAACGUUUCGGUUGUGGGUCGGGAGCGGGACAAAAGAUUUCGGUUUUCUGCGAGACUAAACAAACAGUCCGGCACAGACCUCUAGUUCAGAAGACGAUUGGGCGGUCGCUGGAUUCUGCAAAUUAAACAUUUGACCGCGUAAUGCGAAUUCACAACUACAACCGUUACAGGUGAUGAGAAUGUCCAUCAGAGCUGUUCUCGUGAAGUUCUGUCCGCACGACACAUAUGAAAGUAGUAUCCAUGGCGAUCAAACUCCACCCCUAGUAACGAAAAACCAGUCCCACCUCCGAAAGAGAAAUGUGUACGGAUUUAGAGUUUACCUUCUGGUUGCUAAUGACUGAAAAAAUGAAAACAUUUAACGCAUUUCAAACUUUGUGUUACACAUCUGUUUUGAGAGAGCUUCUGCCCGCUGACCUCUAAUAUGAGGGCGUUUCGUGUGAGCAGGAUGAAAGACGUUGACGAUACAGAUGCAGCAGACAGAGAUUAGGUUGACGUAUUUCUUCUACACUAGUAAUUUUCUACAGUCACUAAUGGCUCUGGUAUUAGAGUGCAGUGCUAAUAUUUAUCCAGCAGCUGGUUGUGUUACAGUAUGUAUGCCUGUGCUGGUGCAUCAUGAACAAAUGAAGGUCGAAGCUCAAACUGGAAACGCUAUUCUGAUGAAGCUGCUCUGCCACAGACUGAUUUCGUAAUGUAUGGAGACUGAAGUCUAUGUAAUCUGUUCUAACUCACUGUCUAGAACAUGUUGCUUAUUAUGGUGAAGUAUAGAGGAACCAGCCAUUCAAGUAUGUCUCACUUAUGCGCUUAAUUCAUGCUUCUUUAUGCUCGGCGGUGACCUGCAUAUCUUGGAAUGUCCUCUUUUACAACUUUGAGACGUCAUCUUGAACACAAUGUCCUCAUUUCUCAUAUCUGUCCCCCCAUAUAAAUGUGAACGGUGCAUAUUUGUUUGCAUUUCAGUGGAGGUUACACUGUUUCCGUUAUUCUGUCAAGGAAAGACUGUUACACCAGCCCAACAUGGGAUAUGUCCCAUGCACUAUAAAGAACCUUGCUUUAAAGAACUUCACAAUACAGUCACUACUAUAUCACACACAUCAACACCUUCACUGUUGACCCCUCUGAGUCUAGACUGAAGCUUGAUGUGACCUACAGUAAAUAUCUCAUUUAUAUUCCUUUUUUUUUAAAUUUUGUGUUUAUAUAAUCUUAAAUCUGUCCUGAGUUUUUAGAUCUGCUUGUAAUAUAAAUUAUGAAAUUACUUGAUUAAUAUAAACUGAGAUGUUUGUUUUGACACGCAAACACUGCGUCAUUUCUUUUAUCUCUUUUUUUUUUUAUUUUAUUUUCUUAAAACCGUUAAAGAUGUGCAAUCGCACUGUGGGUCCACCAGGGGUCAGUAGUGGUGCUAGUGAGCAUCUUUGUCUCAGCUAGCGCGAGCUAUCUGGUCAUGUUUUGGAACACUGUUAUCGGGGACCAUUUUUAUGUUCCCCUAAUGGACACAGGCGCUUUUGGGCCUCUUUAACACCUCGUUUUCAGCAAUCCUGAGUAAAUAAAGAAAGAAAGAAAUAAAGAAAUUUAAAAAAAGA
Colossoma macropomum (tambaqui) is the source of this 7804-nucleotide messenger RNA. RefSeq names its product glucosamine (UDP-N-acetyl)-2-epimerase/N-acetylmannosamine kinase (gene gne). Gene Ontology annotation, molecular function: hydrolase activity, hydrolyzing O-glycosyl compounds; UDP-N-acetylglucosamine 2-epimerase activity; N-acylmannosamine kinase activity. NCBI's taxonomy places the organism in Eukaryota, Metazoa, Chordata, Actinopteri, Characiformes, Serrasalmidae. Gene Ontology annotation, biological process: UDP-N-acetylglucosamine metabolic process. The record is from RefSeq and is a predicted model, not a curated record. The coding region runs from base 875 to 3073 and encodes 732 amino acids. The transcript is spliced from 12 exons.